Aegilops tauschii subsp. strangulata is the source of this 751-nucleotide messenger RNA. Lineage: Eukaryota; Viridiplantae; Streptophyta; Magnoliopsida; Poales; Poaceae. The record is from RefSeq and is a predicted model, not a curated record.
CACACACACACACACACACACACACCUUGCGCAAACACCAUCACCGCACUCGCACCCACGGUCAGUUAGCUCUCGACCUUAGCUAGCGUACGGUACGAUGGGGGGAAAGGCGUUUCAUGCCCAUGAGUUCCCGGAGAAGCCGGAAGGUGAUGGGUGGGUUGCCUCGGGUUGGGGGUUGUUGAAAGCUGCAGUGGGUAAGAAAGUGCCCGAGGAAGCUGAUCUACACCGCAGGUGCGACGAGAGGAUAGGGAUGGAUGGCGUCAAGAUACCAGGCAUCAAAUGGGAAAAAGACCGCGGUGUCUUCGCUGAGGUUGUCAUUUUGGCGCGUGCGGCACCGAUGAUGGUACAGGCGGCAACGGCGAAAAUGGUACAGGCGGCAACGGCGAAAAUGGAAGAAGUGGCUAAAAAUAGACGGGCUUAAGUUAUACCUGUCUACUUGGGCUUUAAAAAAAAGUGAUACCUACUAGGCCGUGUGCGUCAAAUGUUUCCCGGUUUCCCAGUUGUUGCGUGGAGUGCGUCCAGUCCGUGGACUAAGAAAAAGGAAAAAAACGUUACUGAAAAAAAAGGAGAAAAACUAGAACCGUAAGGAAAUUUUCUACUGCAGCUAGCUUAUAAUUCGUCCGUAGACUAAUCCAACUAUGGUGUAACCUUUUAUACCAAAGAAAUGGGAAGGAAUAAAGAAGAGUAAUGCCACAUUGCUCUUUGCCUUGUUCUCUGCGUUUCCUUCUCCUUCUGAACACUAGGGCAUGUU